AUGAAGACAAUUCAUUGUUACGUGCUGUUAGUUUGCUGGAGAGCACUUUGUUGCUAUAGCUGUCAGCUCACCAAUAUUACCAUAGCAGUGGAAAAAGAAGAAUGUGAAUUCUGUAUCACAGUGAAUGCCACGUGGUGCUCAGGAUACUGCUUCACAAGGGAUCCAGUGUAUAAAUACCCACCAGUAUCAUCUGUUCAGCAAACAUGUACCUUCAAAGAAGUUGUGUAUGAAACUGUGAAGAUCCCUGGCUGUGGCGACCACCCCGAAUCUUUUUAUUCGUAUCCAGUAGCUACAGAAUGCCAUUGUAACACCUGUGACACUGACAGCACUGACUGCACUGUGAGGGGCCUGGGGCCAUCCUACUGUUCCUUCAGUCAGAAUGGGAGUAACCAGUGAAGGAUGCACAAGAUGGCAGUUUGGCUCUAAACAUUCACUUCGAAAUAAAGGUACUGAUGGGGCUUAAGUGGAAUAUUAUAGGCAAGGCUAUUUAAAACCUGCCAAGUUUGAAACAAAUAAUUUUUAAGGCCAAAAUGAAGAGCUACUGACAAAACUACUUUUCAGGCCUUCCCUACUUAACCCAUCAGUUUGCCUAAAAUCUUUUUCAUAGGUCUAUAGACGCUGCUUCUGAUACCUUCAGCCCUUGACUCU
This is a messenger RNA of Pezoporus flaviventris, 648 nucleotides long. RefSeq names its product follicle stimulating hormone subunit beta (gene FSHB). Gene Ontology annotation, molecular function: hormone activity. Bases 1 to 396 code for a protein of 131 amino acids. The transcript is spliced from 2 exons. Gene Ontology annotation, cellular component: extracellular region; cytoplasm. The record is from RefSeq and is a predicted model, not a curated record. NCBI's taxonomy places the organism in Eukaryota, Metazoa, Chordata, Aves, Psittaciformes, Psittacidae. Gene Ontology annotation, biological process: G protein-coupled receptor signaling pathway.